AUGUCUUAUGGCCAAGUGUCACAGUGGCUUCAGGCAGUGGCUGUGUACAUGCUAACUAGCUCGUGGGCUCUGUAUUCCCUUACAGAUAUCGCCCACACGAGCCAGAAAUUAGAAUGUCUCCUCGGAAUACUUGAAACCUUGCGCUACCAAACCGAGGGUCGUAUAUUUCAAGCUGACGAGCAAAAUUUGCUCCAAAAUAUCGAGUCCUACCUUGAACAGUGCGAGGAAUGUAUCGACGAGCUUGCCGACGAGGCGAACAAGUUCGAGCAGAAGUCCACCGAUGGUAUCCGUACAGCUGCUAAAGCUACGGCCCGCCUUGUCGCCUACCCCUUCCGACAGAGCACACUACAAAAGCUCGACGAGGAUAUCGACGAGAUAGUCGCCCACUUGUCUUUAGCUUUACAAUUAUUACAACUGAAGGAUAUCGGCCAGGUUCAAGAUGAUAUCGAAGACGUCAAGGCUCUGCUCGGCCUGGUCCGAAGUAGCCAGAUCUCCUCCACCAUUCGCGAUUGGCUUCAGGCUCCCGACGCUACAAUUGAUUUCAACGAGGCGUGCAAAAAGAAGCACCCUGGUACCGGGCUCUGGUUUGUUAAAGGAUCCGCCUUCACAACCUGGCUCGAAAAGCCUGAAUCCUUCCUAUGGCUCAAUGGCUUCGCCGGCUGCGGCAAGUCGGUAUUAUGUUCUACAGCAAUCCAGUAUACCUAUCGGUAUCGAAGGUCCAAUCCACAAGUCGGUAUCGCGUUCUUCUUCUUCACCUUCAACGACUAUAGAAAGCAAAACACUUCUGCUAUGCUCCGAGCCCUCGUCUUACAACUAUCAAGCCAGAUCGAUAGAAAUUAUACUCUUCUCUCACGGUUGCAUAAUAGUUAUCUCAACGCCACGCCGCCCGACCACGCUCUUCUGGAUUGCCUACGUCAACUCGUCCGAAUAUUCCGAGACGUGUAUAUUAUCUUAGAUGCACUAGAUGAAAGCCCGCGGGAGAAGCACCAAGAAGCCGUGCUGCAGGUCUUGAAUGAUCUACGCAACUGGUCAGAACCAGGGCUCCACCUUCUUGUAACAAGCCGAGAAGAAGUAGAAAUUCGCGAGGAGCUAGAAGCAAUACCGGAGGAUAUUAUUACGAUGAAGAACGAUGCUGUCGACAAGGACAUCGCCUCUAUCGUCUCCCAGCAUCUCCGCGAUAACCGGCGACUUCGGAAAUGGAAGGAGUACUAUGGUCGAAUUGAGACUACACUUACACAAAGGACGGAAGGAUUGUUUCGAUGGGUUGAGUGCCAAUUCAAAGCACUAAUCGGUUGCCCGCAGAGUGAGGAUCUACUCGAUCAGCUGCUUGAAUCACUGCCUGACACAUUGGACGAAACAUAUGAACGAAUGCUUGGAAACAUCCCACGGACGUCCCAGGCCUAUGCUCGGCAAAUGUUAACUUUGCUCUGCGGUGCUAAGAGACCCCUGACUGUGUCGGAGCUUAUCGACGGUAUCGCCGUUGAACUUGGAGACACGCCUAGGUUUAACGCAAAGCGUAAACUUAAGGAUAGCGACGCUAUCCAGCAAGUCUGCCCUGGAUUUAUCGAAUUGGAUAGGAAUCUUAACCCUCAAAGAGUUACUGUACGCAUCGCCCAUUUCUCCGUUCAGGAAUAUCUGGAAUCGGAGAGGAUUCGCCAGCAUAAGGCCGCUACCCCGUUUAGUGUACAAAAGCAAGAUGCCGAUACGCAGAUAGCCUGCAUAUGCCUACCAAUAUUACUAAACCGUGAACUACAAAGUUUGAAGGAUUCCGAGGAAAUUCGGAAUAAAUAUCCGCUCGCACACUAUGCUGCACAACACUGGGUACACCACUUCCUAGAUAGUAGUAGAGACGAAUAUCUUGAGGAACAAGCAGCACAGCUUUGCUGUUAUUUGAGAGUUGAUACUCUAUCUGAUUUACUGAACGAUCAAUCUGGACAGUACGGGACGGCUUUACAGGCGGCGUCGGUAAAAGGCCACGAGAAGAUCGUACAGCUACUCCUAGAGAAGGGCGCCGAUAUUCACGUACAAGCUGAACAUUUCGGGACGGUUUUACAGGCGGCGUCGUACGGAGGCGACGAGAAGAUCGUACAGCUACUCCUCGAGAAGGGCGCCGAUAUUCACGUACAAGCUACAUGUUUCUGGACGGCUUUACAGGCAGCGUCGUUCGGAGGCCACGAGAAGAUCGAUAACCUCGAAGAAGACGUUUCAGAUUCUAAUACAGAUAUCGAAUCUAUGCAGAGUAUAUGCAUAGAAGAAACAGACCAGUCAUCAGACCGCCAAAGACUAUCCUACUGGCUUAACGGGGUUGGUGAAGACGAAGAUGAUAGUCUCCGGUGCGAUCCAUAUAGCUCUUUCUGGAAUGCGAACUAUACACCGCCCGAGCUGAUUCCACACAUGGGGUUCAACCCGGAAAUGGUUCAAGAAUUCGGCCUUAUUAGCGGUAAUGGUACACACCGUAUUUGCGCUGAAGAGGUAAGGACUACUAUGUCAUACCAAGCUGUCCACAUACGAAAAAAGAAGGUAUUGCAACCUUUGUUCAUUGUGGAGAGCCUCUCUUACCCGAUAACCCUACGGAUAAUAAUAUCCGCGCUGCAUUUACAAAAAUCAAAGACCAGAUUGAAUUUGAUUAUGCGGGUAGGGGUAGUAUAACGAAGUUUACAUCAACUUCGUUGAAGUUUCUCGAGUUUGUACAUGUCUCGCGUAUGCAUGGCUUAUAUUUACAACAUAUAACAUAGUCCACGGUCCAAUUGCACACUUCGGC
This is a messenger RNA of Pseudomassariella vexata, 2761 nucleotides long. RefSeq lists its product as uncharacterized. NCBI's taxonomy places the organism in Eukaryota, Fungi, Ascomycota, Sordariomycetes, Amphisphaeriales, Pseudomassariaceae. Gene Ontology annotation, molecular function: protein binding. Bases 1 to 2649 code for a protein of 882 amino acids. The record is from RefSeq and is a predicted model, not a curated record. The transcript is spliced from 7 exons.